This is a messenger RNA of Protopolystoma xenopodis, 531 nucleotides long. The record is from the annotation of a GenBank genome assembly. Lineage: Eukaryota; Metazoa; Platyhelminthes; Monogenea; Polystomatidea; Polystomatidae.
AUGGGCAGCAGUGUCAGCAGCAUUAGUGGAAGCGGUAGUACUGGAGGGGCCAGUGACUGCAUUCUUCAUCUCACCUUCAAGACUGGCAAGCCAUGGCUUCUGUUAUGCCUGGAGGAGGAGGCGCAGAAAUCAAUUCAAGCAGCUCUCUGGGAGGUCUUGGAGACAGGCAGGCCUUCCGAGGAUAAGCCAUCAGGAUCAUCUGAACACAUGGGCACGCAGGAUCGAGUUCUCCCGACCAAUCAGGUGACUCCUUUUUUCCGUCCUAUUCCCGUAGGCAGGGAAUGGUCCACUCCGGGCUUGAAAGAUCCAAAUGCGAAUGACUCGGCUGGAAAAGAUUUGCUAUCACAAGGUUCUUUGUCCUCACCACCAAAUUCUGCAGCUACAUUGGCUAUUCCGAUUGGCCUCCAAGACCUACCGGUUUUUCAGUCAGUAUCAAAUACACUAAGGGAUGCUCAUCUAAAAUUCGCCAACCCGCAGUACCAAACGGAAAGUAGGCGGCAGAGCAGCUGGCAGUUAGAAUUUGGUAAGUAA